GCGCCCUCUGGAGUUCAACCGCCGACUCCGUUUCAUGUUACUACUGGUGCUGUUUCGUGUCAAGGAACAACAAAAACAUGUUCGAAUGCGACAGGCUAAAAGGUUAACCAGCAACUGCCACCUGCAGUCACCUCAACAAGUCAUCGAUUCGACCGACUGCUAUAUGAUUCCGGUCGAAGACCCAGAAAGAUGCCGCAGAAAGCACUGGGAUCCAUUGUAGGUCUUCUUUGUACCGGGACCUGUCUGGUGCAGGGGAAGGAGUUCUGUUUUGGGGUAAACAAUGAACAGUACCGCUGUGACAUGGGGUACUGCUGCGGAGAGACAGAGUGCUGCACCUACUACUACGAGCUCUGGUGGUUCUGGUUGGUAUGGACCCUGAUCAUCAUGCUUAGCUGCUGCUGUGCCUACAGACACCGGAGGGUUAAGAUGCGUCUUCAGCAGGAGCAACGGCAACGUGAGAUCAGCCUCAUGGCCUACCAGGGAGCCUCCAGCUCCUUCAUUUCCCCUCAACCCCUCAAUCUAAGGUUCUGGAACGACUGCAAGCUCCCUGAUUAUGAAGAGGUGGUAGGUCACCCACCGACACCACCUCCUCCCUACUCUGAAAACCCUCCUGAGACUGCUCCAGCACUCCCUCCACAACUUAGCCAGCCAGACGCCACGGUGCCCCAACCCCUGCCUGAGACAGACCCUAGUGUGAACAGUCAGGCCUCAGGCUCAUCAUCAGACCAGGAAGCCGUGGCUAUGUCGGUCCCAGCACAAUGUCUGGCAGAGGGGAACGCACAGGCUGCGCUGAUGGCGGCGGAAGAGGAGGAUGAGGAGCUCAUGACUCGGCGUCGCCACGUCACCGGCGACUCGGGGAUUGAGGUGUGCGUUUGCCAGCUAGAAGUAGACGAGGGCUCGGGGCUUGAGGAGGAAAGCGACGAGGAGCACCGCAUGUGCAAGGUCAGCGGUCAGGACUGCUGCCCGGGGCAUCGGCAGCAGACUUUUAGACAAAAAGAGCACUCCUCUGAGCUGCCCAGUCAGACCGCGAGCGCGAGCACCAGCACUGGAGACCACAUGGUGUGAUGCACAGUGCAACUAACCAGCGUGGCUUUGUGCUCCACGCAGGGUGAGACAAGAUCUCUGUUGCAUCGUCAUCACCGCAACAGAGACUGUUUGUGUUUUAACUCUUUGAAUUAAUACACAGGCAUGUUGUUGUUGAUGAUGAUGAUGAUGAUGACUAAUCCUUAAUGGCUCCUGAUUCGGAAAAAAGACAUUGUGUGGACACAUAAUAUUGCUUUACUUUAGUGGGGAAACCAACAAACACAUGUCGUUACUCCAUUUGCUGUUUUCUCCUUAGUGCUAAAUGAGACAUCACUGGGUAGUGAGAGGGCAGCCACUGAUUGUGACCGAAACCAGAAUUGACUGUUUCCCUUGCUUCUGCCUUCUCCUUGAGCACUGCUGUUGUGUUUCUGUUUUUACGCCUCGCCACGCUCCUUGAUAAGAAAGUUUCCAGGCAUCCUUCCAUCUGAUAUUUUAACCCUGGUGGGAUGGUCAGCUGGGAGCAUACCACCACGGUCAACAACAUUUCUCCCCUCUCGCCACUAUGACUCUGAGGCAAAAACAAACCUCUUGAAAACUGGACGAAUUAACAAGAGCACACCAAUUGGUUUUCCCCAAAGCUGUGUGUGCUGUGAAAUCUAGGGCACAGCUGCCUGAUGAUGUCAGCUAUGCGGUCAUGGCAACCAGCAUCUGGUGUGAAGUCUGUGGGACCUUUCACAUCUAGAGUGGGGGAGACUAUACACCCACAACACUAGAGCAAAGAGACGAGAAGGAGUUGAGUUUUUUUUGUUUUGUCUAUGUGUUUUAAAUUGUGUACACCCCCAGUCCUUUUUUUUUUUUUCUUCCAUUUUGACACAUAUUGUGGUCGCCACAGCUCUGUGGUCACCAAUUAGCAUGACUGUAGGUAAGGAGCAACCAGCUUUGAAUGAUUUAUUGAUUGUGUGCACCACUUCGGCGUCUGACUGCAUUAUAUUCAUAGAGAUAGCCAAGAGGGCUAUGCCACCAGUUUUGUAAUGAAUGAAAAGCCUUUUGGUGACUUUGUGUUUUAUUAAACAAGUAUAUAGUUUGGAUGGUCACAACGAAGGAUGUGCUUUUUUUUUCAUUUCAUAACCAGCUACACUUCUGUAAAUGCCGCUGGUGUCACCAUUAAUGAAACAAAGCUCCUGGCGGGGGCUGCUAGAGUGUGUACUAAUGAGUGGAUAUUCUAGUGCAGUAGGCAAGGGUUGAGUCUUGUGUGUUUGUAUAUCUGUAUAGCGCUGUAGCAUCUGGUAACACUUGCUCAGCACUGAGUUGGAUUAACUAUUAAAAGCACUGGUAUUUUG
Etheostoma cragini (Arkansas darter) is the source of this 2363-nucleotide messenger RNA. RefSeq names its product WW domain binding protein 1 (gene wbp1). Lineage: Eukaryota; Metazoa; Chordata; Actinopteri; Perciformes; Percidae. The transcript has 4 exons. The record is from RefSeq and is a predicted model, not a curated record. The coding region runs from base 190 to 1065 and encodes 291 amino acids.